AUGACAUUACCAAACAGCACAAUCAAUCGAAAGUCGUUUCGUCACCGUAAAGUUGACAACAAAAAACCACUACGAAUCUAUACACCAGGCGAAAUCAACGAAGAGGACUGUAUACCAGUUAGUAGAACAGGCAUAGAAAUAGAGACAGGGGUAGAGAAGGAGGAGGAAGAGGAAUGGCAUUUAGUAAAUGCAUUAAAACUUCGAACAGAAUAUAUGGAAAAAGGAUCUACAGCUUCAGGAAAAGCCACGAUUCCUGUACCAACGUCGAGUCGACGUAUUUCAUAUUAUGCUGAUGCAUAUCAAACACACAAGUGGAAAAAACCUUCAACAUAUGUUAAAUUUUCUUUACCCGUUGAAGAGUGUAUAGGAUGCUUGUAUUGUAUGGAUGAAAAAGAUGAUAUGUGGUUAGUAGAGCAUAAAGAAAAAACACAUUCAACUCUAACCGAAGAUCAGUUUGAGGAAAUAAUGCAACACUUUGAAAACGCAAAAAAACUACUUCCAUCUUGGCUAGAUUGUGAAGCAUGUCUACCAGAGUCACUACAGGACUUGAAAGGUGAAGCUGAAAUGAUACAUACCUAUUGGAAAACUAAACGUAAGGAACGUAUGUCACGUUUCCGCAAAGUUGGUCCUUUAAUGUUUGAAAUAAAGACCCAAGAGGGUAAGGACGAAGAAGAUCAUCCAUGGACUUGUUUCCGUCGUCGUGAACUUAAACCAAUAAGGAGAACGCGUCGCACAGAGACAGCUUCAUUUGAUAAAUUAAGGAAAAUAAGGAAAGAUAUACAUUCCGGUCGUCAUAUAAUGGUCAACGUGAAGAUCCGAGAGAAAACCAAGAAGCAGAAGAUUGAAUUGGAUCGUAAGAUCUUCGAAAAGGAAUGUACUGUUAGAGAGUUGCGUAAGAAGUUGGGUAUCAGGAAUGAAACCAGCCAUGAGCCACCAAAGAGGAACCGGAAAUCAUCAUCUACGAUGGACUUGAUGGGCGCAACGAAAACAAAAUCUGGUAUCAAACUAUCGAAGAAGGAUGAUGAAUAUCCAAUGGCAGACAUAACAGAUUACCCAUAUCUUAUUCAACGAAAACCAGCGGCUGCAUCCUUUUUCCGAAAAUUUGAUUCUCUCAAGCCAACAGAUCGAACUUCAAUAUCUUGCACAGCUUUCAGAAGUCGGUUUGGUAGAGGAGGUCGUAGGCGCAGGAUUAUCGAUCGUCUUGACGUCUUUUCCUAUAAACGCAUUCGUGAGACCAACGAUAGGUUCAAAUAUGAUUCAGAUGGAGCCGAAGAUGUCUUCAGUGAAGAUGAGAUGAACCUAGAUGAUGAGGAGGAUAAUAAUAAAGUCGAAGAUCUGACAGAGAAGUAUAGCCUGGAUGCUUUAACAGUAAACAAUAAUUCCACCCAAAGUUCUCAACAAGCAAAUGCAGAAUCUAAGCAAAUUUUAGAACAGCGAACGAUACUUGACCCUCGUUAUGCGAGCUCGAUAUCUCGUACUGCGGAUUCUCGCGUAAACGUGAACAACCAAGAUUCUCGUCAAAAACCAGAUUCAGUCAAUAUGGUUCAAAGGGCAGAUUCACGUGCAAAUAUUAAUAAUCCCUCAAACAUUGAUUCACAUUAUGUAGACCCACGUACUUUCAAUGGUGUGAAAUGUAAUCAAGGUGUCAAUGCCGAGUCAAGUACAAGCCGCCUGAAUUCUAAUCCUCCAACGCCACGGCUAAGUAACGAUCCUCGCGCAACCCGCGACUCAAGAUUAGUCAACAAUUCUAUCGCUAAUUCACGUGCUCAUAACGGUCUUAUUAUAAGACCUACGGUGGCUACGAUGAAUCAUCGUGACAAUGUUACUCCGUAUAUGCGUCCGAUGCCAAGAAUGAUUUCUGAUGAUUCUAAUAAUACUAAUAAUGUUGUGGCCAAUAAUAGAGGAUUAAUUAAUAGCUCACUUGUUAAAAAUCAUGCGACUGCUCAACUUACACCAGUAGCACAAAUAAAUUCCCCUGCGUCAUCAAAUAAUAAUAACAUAAAUGGCCAAGGAAAUGGUGAUGGACUUAGACAUACGUCAUCUAACCAAGGAAAUGUGAAUGGUACGACAUCAAUGAUCGAUCCUUCAAAGGGUUUGACGACAACUUCGGGGCAAGCCAUUGACCCUUCAAAGAUUUCGAUGAGUAUAGAUCAAACCAAGAUCUUAUUUAAUGAGUCGAAUCAAAUUGUGAAUGUAACAACAGGUGAAUCAGCAAAACUUGUGAACUCAGUAGAAGCACAAAAGAUCAAUAAUGUUAAUUUGAUUAAACCAACUCAAAGGAUGGGUAUUGGGAAUGGAUUAAAUGGAGUACAACAGACAAUAAAUACCUCGAUUCAUUCCACUAGCGCCGCGGCUCAACAGUUUAUGUUUACGUCACAAGACUUCA
Funneliformis mosseae is the source of this 2386-nucleotide messenger RNA. The record is from the annotation of a GenBank genome assembly. Lineage: Eukaryota; Fungi; Glomeromycota; Glomeromycetes; Glomerales; Glomeraceae.